This is a messenger RNA of Lasiosphaeria miniovina, 2137 nucleotides long. Its product is annotated as ATP-NAD kinase-like domain-containing protein. Bases 112 to 2016 code for a protein of 634 amino acids. The transcript has 2 exons. The record is from RefSeq and is a predicted model, not a curated record. Gene Ontology annotation, molecular function: NAD+ kinase activity. Gene Ontology annotation, biological process: NAD+ metabolic process; NADP+ biosynthetic process. NCBI's taxonomy places the organism in Eukaryota, Fungi, Ascomycota, Sordariomycetes, Sordariales, Lasiosphaeriaceae.
CGGCUAGCGAGCGAGCCCAGAAGGUCCCAGACCUCCAGGGACUACCCAACACUAAGAAUCACUACGACCACGGACGGGCCGAAAAUAGACAGUCCACGCAGCUGUUCGAACAUGUCCGGCCCAAUUUCAUCGCCCACAGCGAUUCACCCAGCCCUUAUUAGUCCGCUGGCUGAUCUCACCUUCCCGCCGCUGCCGCUGCCCGAGCAUGGACUUAAUAAGUCGUCUGCCUCUCCGUCCGACGCCAACCGUCCCCAGAGCUCCAGUGCCGUCUUCGCACACAUGACAACACCUCCGGAGCCUCCGACCUCUCCCCGAAAUGCCGUCAACGCUGAUUUCGCGUCCGUUGAGCCAUCACUAGGCCCCCAACCGACGACGACGCCCUCGAACUCGGACUUGCAUCAAGGGACUACCCCUUCUGCUCUCUACGAGCCGCCGCGUUCUCACCCGGCUUCUGCCCACCGCAAGAACGCCCUCUCGGUUGAGUCCGUCCCGCGCCAGACUAUUAUGAAGGCUCUGGCCUCAGUGGCACGCAACAACAAGCCCGAGGCCCUGUCGCUCAGCGGAAUGCUGUCUGCACACAAGACCGCCACCAUGCCUUCCGGUGGUGAUAUGCGCCCCUCCACUUCUUCGUCGCAGCAGCUGUGCGACGCUCUCAACGGCCUUGCCCAGGUCCAGAACGUCCGCGGCCAGAGCAUGACGCCCACCGCCGCCUUCCCCUCGCUCCAGUCGCCUUGUUUCUACCACAAUCGAUUCGACGACGCCGUCGACAUCGACAAGGUGCUCGAGGAAAUCAAGAACGACGACUGGGUUUCGCACUCGCGUCUCGUGCAGACAGCCACCAGCGUCCGAGAGGUCUCGAAGCAGCUCCAGCGCCGCCCCAUCAAGCGCGCUGUGAGAAAUGUCAUGAUCGUAACCAAAGCCCGCGACAACCAGCUGGUCGUUCUCACCCGUGAACUGGCCCAGUGGCUACUCCGGACCCCGCGCUACGGCUCUGACCUCGGCGUCAAUGUGUUUGUCGACGCCAAGCUCCGCAAUUCAAAACGCUUCAAUGCGCCCGGAAUCGUUGCCGAGAACCCCCGCUUCCAGGAGAUGCUCCAAUACUGGUCGCCUGACCUCUGCUGGACCCAGCCCGAGAAGUUCGACCUCGUGUUAACACUCGGCGGUGAUGGCACCGUCUUGUUCACAUCAUGGCUCUUUCAGCGGAUUGUACCCCCAGUCCUGUCGUUUAGCCUCGGCAGUCUCGGCUUCUUGACGAGCUUUGAGUUUGAGAGGUACAGGGACCACCUCAAUCGCGUCAUGGGUGACGAGGGGAUGCGCGUCAACCUGCGCAUGCGCUUCACCUGCACCGUGUACCGCGACGGCCCCAUGGGCCACGAGAUGGAGGAAGGCGAACAGUUCGAAGUCCUGAACGAGCUCGUCAUCGACCGUGGCCCGUCGCCGUAUGUUUCCAACUUGGAGUUGUAUGGCGAUAAUGAGCUUUUGACUGUAAUCCAGGCCGACGGCUGCAUCUUCUCAACCCCGACUGGAUCCACAGCAUAUUCUCUUUCGGCUGGUGGCUCGCUUGUCCACCCAGAUAUUCCGGCCAUUCUACUGACCCCGAUAUGUCCGCACACAUUAUCUUUCCGGCCCAUGGUGCUGUCGGACACUAUGCUGUUGCGUGUGUCGAUCCCGCGCAACAGCCGCGCCACUGCAUACUGCGCAUUUGACGGCAAGGGCCGCGUUGAACUAAAGCAGGGAGACCAUGUCACCAUCACGGCGUCGCAGUACCCCUUCCCCACAGUAGUGCGUACCGACACGGAGUGGUUCGACAGCGUCUCGCGCACCCUGCGCUGGAAUGUACGCGCCGCCACACAGAAGGCCUUCGAUACCGGCGAUAGCGCCGUUGGUAGCGAGGAUGGGAAAACCGAGGAAGAUGACGGCUGGGACAUCGACACAGACUCUGCCUGCUAUGUUAGCGAAGAGAGCAGUACCAGUGCGAGCCCGCUCCGAAGACAGAUGAGUUUACUGGGAUUUUAAAAAAGAAAUAUAAACAAGACGGCAGUGCAAACGCCACAGCGAUGAGUAGAGCGCAUUCGAGUUCUUUUAUUUUUAUUUUUGGACAUUGGAAGGCAAGAGAGGGGCCGUUUUUGGGAAUCAU